AAACCAUUUGCCAUGGGCAUUGCACUCAUCAAUCAAUCAUACACUUUAUUUUAACAUGGCUCCCUCUGUCUCCAUUUCCAUUCUGGUAUUAGCAUUAUGGGUUCUUUGUAUAUUCACGCACUCCACAACUAUGGUUGUUGCAGCUAAGUCAUCAGCGCUAGAACUAGAAGCCAAGGCUCUGCUGGAGAGUGGGUGGUGGAGUAGUAACUACACCACCAAUGGUUCCUCCUUGAGUCAUUGCGCGUGGCCUGAAAUCAUAUGCAAUGAUGGCGGAAGCGUCACAUGGAUUCAAAUAUAUGGGGUCGAUCUGGGAGAUAAGUUCCGAAAACUCAACUUCUCAUCCUUCCCAAAUUUAGAAGGUCUUGAUCUUUAUAAUACUGGACUCCAAGGAAGCAUCCCGCCAGAGAUUGGUACUCUUUCUAAACUCACCUAUCUUUCUCUAUCCAUGAAUAAUCUCACAGGUAAUUUGCCUCUUUCACUGACAAACCUCACUCAAUUGGAGAUGUUUUCCAUUCACAAUAAUCUAUUCAGUGGUGAGUUUCCUCUUUUGCUUGCCAACCUCACUCAGUUAGAGACAUUUGACAUUUCUUCUAACCUAUUUAGUGGGUCCAUUCCUAAAGAAUUGGGAAAUUUAAAGAAUCUUUAUAGUUUAGAUUUGAGUAAUAACACACUCACCGGGCCAAUCCCUUCAACUCUUAGCCUUCUAACCGGUCUUUUUUAUUUGGAUCUGUCUUCUAAUGAAAUCAGCGGUUCUAUAGCUUCAGAAAUUAGAUUUCUAAAGCACCUAGAAUACUUGGACCUACAACAAAACAAGCUCACUGGUCCACUCCCUUCAUUUCUAUGGCAUCUAACCAAUUUGACCUAUUUGUCUCUUAAUUCGAACCAAAUCAAUGGUUCCAUUGCCGCAGAAAUCGGCAACAUGAAGAAUCUGGAAAAGUUGUACCUCAAUUAUAAUGACAUUGCUGGUCAAAUCCCUAUCACAAUUGGUCAUUUAACUAACUUGAGAACUUUGUCCCUUGCUUGGAACCAAAUUAGUGGCUCCAUCCCUGCAGAAAUAGCUAAUUGCAUUUUGUUGCGCAACUUAACUCUAAGCCACAACUACUUAACAGGAACCAUUUCCUUUGACAUGAGUAACCUUUAUUUGUUAGUAUAUUUAGAUCUCAGCUAUAAUAACCUUAGUGGUUUCAUUCCCCGAACUAUCAAUCAUUUAACUGUUUUGGAAACUCUGUCCCUCAAUUGGAAUCAAAUCAAUGGCUCCAUCCCCACUGAAAUAAUUGAUUGCCAGAGCUUGAGACACUUGUCAUUAAGCCACAACUCCUUAAGUGGUUACAUUCCCUUUCACAUUAGUGAUCUUCAUUUCUUAAAUGCUAUUGACCUUAGUCAUAACAACAUCAGCGGAGAUAUUCCAUUUGAACUUGGGGAUUCACCAUCUUUAGAGCUCUUGGAUUUUAGCUACAAUAAUCUUACCGGUAACAUUCCCAAUAUUUCUAUUUCAAUAAAAGAAAUAAACUUUUCAUACAAUUCAUUACAUGGUCAGAUCCCAAAUGGCUACUUAAAUUGUUCACCUUACACAUUUAUUGGCAACAAAGAUUUAUGCGGUGACAUCAAAGGUUUCCCUCCUUGCUUUCCAUCUUUCCUAAACAAUAACAAAUCAAUUGUCCACCUAAUAAAAAUUGUUGUUCCCCUCAGCUUUUUCCUUGUGGUUUUACUUGUUGGGUUUUUUUCCCUCUCUCGACGUGGGGAUAAGAAAACUAAAUAUGAGUCAAGUGAAACAAAGAAUGGUGACUUAUUUUCAAUAUGGAAUUAUGAUGGAAAAAUUGCAUAUGAAGACAUCAUCGAAGCAACAAAGGACUUUGACAUUAGCUGCUGCAUCGGGACAGGCGGUUAUGGUAGUGUUUACAAAGCACAAUUGCCUAGUGGUAAAGUAGUUGCCAUAAAGAAACUUCAUCGCUUGGAGGCUGAGAACCCAACAUUUGACAAGAGUUUCAAAAAUGAGAUCAAAAUGUUAGCAGCAAUCCGACAUCGAAAUAUUGUUAAACUUCUUGGCUACUGUUUGCAUUAUCGAUGCAUGUUUUUAAUCUAUGAGUAUAUGGAAAGGGGAAGCUUGUUUUCUGUCCUAAGCAAUGAUGUUGAGGCUGUGGAAUUUGAUUGGAUGAAGAGGAUGAACGUCAUCAAAAGUAUAGCACAUGCCUUAUGUUACAUGCAUCAUGAAUGUGUUCCAGCAAUUGUUCAUCGAGAUAUAACCAGCAACAAUAUACUAUUGAACUCUAAAUUGGAGGGUUUUGUCUCUGAUUUUGGCAUGGCUAAAUGUCUUGAUCCUAAUUCCUCCAAUCAAACUUUAGUUGCUGGGACUUAUGGUUAUCUUGCUCCAGAAUUGGCCUAUACUAUGGUGGUGACUGAAAAAUGUGAUGUUUAUAGCUUUGGAGUGGUGGCAUUAGAAAUAUUAACGGGAAGACAUCCAGGCGAGCUCAUGACAUCGUUUUCAACAUCACAAAGUGUGAUGUUAAAUGAAAUAUUAGACCAACGUCUCCCACCUCCAAACCGUUUGGUUGCAAAGGAUGUUUUUCUUGUUGCUGCAAUUUCAUUUGCUUGCUUACACACUAAACCAAAGUCCAGGCCGACAAUGAAAUGGGUGUCCCAAGAAUUUCUCUCUCAUAAGAAACCGGUAACGAACCCCUUACAUUCAGUUUCACUGUGGCAAUUAAGGAACCAAGAAAAUUAUACGAUUGGAGAGAGUGAAACUCAAUAAGGAAUGGAGAGAGUGAAACUCAAUAAGGAAGUGCUUGUUUUUUAGUUGAGAACCAUAUUGUUUGACGAACUUA
This is a messenger RNA of Quercus robur (English oak), 2822 nucleotides long. Its product is annotated as MDIS1-interacting receptor like kinase 2-like. Gene Ontology annotation, cellular component: plasma membrane. Bases 56 to 2749 code for a protein of 897 amino acids. The transcript is spliced from 2 exons. The record is from RefSeq and is a predicted model, not a curated record. Gene Ontology annotation, biological process: hormone-mediated signaling pathway; protein phosphorylation. Lineage: Eukaryota; Viridiplantae; Streptophyta; Magnoliopsida; Fagales; Fagaceae. Gene Ontology annotation, molecular function: protein binding; ATP binding; protein kinase activity.